This is a messenger RNA of Ziziphus jujuba (common jujube), 2216 nucleotides long. Its product is annotated as katanin p60 ATPase-containing subunit A1. The transcript is spliced from 7 exons. The record is from RefSeq and is a predicted model, not a curated record. Gene Ontology annotation, cellular component: microtubule cytoskeleton. Lineage: Eukaryota; Viridiplantae; Streptophyta; Magnoliopsida; Rosales; Rhamnaceae. The coding region runs from base 360 to 1922 and encodes 520 amino acids. Gene Ontology annotation, biological process: microtubule severing. Gene Ontology annotation, molecular function: ATP binding; microtubule binding; microtubule severing ATPase activity.
AUAUUCGCAUUCGCUGCUAUUCACAUAGUGUACGGCUCGCUUCUGCUAAAACCGUGGAUUCGUCAAAGCGUCAAGGUCAAUAUAGUCAAUUCAAGUCCUUCCUCCUCCUUCCUCCAGUUCGUCGAAAACGUUUAAACGUCGCCGUCAUGCUCCCUGCUCCAUCGACUCAACCCAGAGAGAGAAAGAAAACUUGUAGAGAGAGAAAGUCCGUGUGAGACUCGGAGAGAGAGAGAGAGAGAGAGAGAGAGAGAGAGAGAGAGAGAGAUAGUCUUCUUCCUUGCUUCUUCUGAAACCCUAAUUGUUUGAGAGCAUUUUGGUUUUCUGGGAAUUCUAAGAAAGUCUUGAGAGAUCAGAGGAAAAUGGUAGGGGCUUCGCUUGUGGGGCUCCAAGAACACCUGAAGCUGGCUAGGGAAUACGCUCUUGAAGGACUCUAUGAUACCUCCAUUAUCUUCUUUGACGGUGCCAUUGCUCAGAUCAACAAGCAUCUAAGCACACUUGAUGAUCCUUUGGUCCGUGCAAAAUGGAUGAAUGUGAAGAAAGCCCUUUCUGAGGAAACAGAAGUUGUGAAGCAACUUGAUGCAGAGAGGAGGGCUUUCAAGGAAAUUCCAAUGGGCCGACGACCUCCUUCCCCUCCAAUAAAUUCCAAGUCUUCAUUUGUUUUUCAACCAUUAGAUGAGUACCCGACUUCUUCUGGUGCAGCCAUGGAUGAUCCCGAUGUAUGGAGGCCACCAAGUCGGGAUUCAAAUAGAAGACCUGCAAGGGCUGGUCAAGUUGGUAUGAGGAAGUCAUCACAAGAUGGGGCUUGGGCUCGUGGUGGCUCUACUAGAACAAGUACAACUGCUCGUGGUGCAAAAACUGGUGGAUCAAGUAGGGUUAACUCAGGGGUGAGAGCAUCAACUACUGGAAAGAAAGGCAGUGGUUCUGGAAAAUCUAGCAAGUCAGAUUCAGCAAAUGGUGAUGCUGAAGAUGGAAAGUCCAAGAGAUCACAAUAUGAGGGACCUGAUCCUGAUUUGGCUGCAAUGCUUGAAAGAGAUGUGCUGGAAACCAGUCCAGGCGUGAGAUGGGAUGAUGUUGCAGGUCUGACUGAAGCAAAAAGACUUCUAGAAGAAGCUGUUGUGCUUCCUUUGUGGAUGCCAGAAUAUUUCCAGGGAAUUAGGAGACCAUGGAAAGGUGUUCUUAUGUUUGGUCCUCCAGGAACUGGGAAGACAUUACUUGCUAAAGCAGUUGCUACUGAGUGUGGCACGACGUUCUUCAAUGUUUCAUCUGCUACAUUAGCUUCAAAAUGGCGUGGAGAGAGUGAGCGCAUGGUACGGUGCUUAUUUGAUCUUGCAAGAGCUUAUGCGCCAAGUACAAUCUUUAUUGAUGAGAUUGAUUCUCUCUGCAAUGCCCGGGGAGCAUCUGGAGAGCAUGAGUCAUCUAGAAGGGUGAAAUCUGAACUUCUUGUUCAGGUAGAUGGUGUAAACAAUACUUCCACAAAUGAAGAUGGCAGCCGGAAAAUAGUGAUGGUUUUGGCAGCUACUAACUUCCCCUGGGACAUAGAUGAGGCACUGAGGAGAAGGCUGGAAAAGCGAAUAUAUAUUCCCCUUCCAAACUUUGAGAGCCGAAAGGAGCUUAUUCGGAUUAAUUUGAAAACUGUUGAGGUGGCACCUGAUGUAAAUAUCGAUGAUGUGGCUCGCCGAACUGAGGGAUACAGUGGUGAUGACCUCACAAAUGUUUGUCGUGAUGCCUCCUUGAAUGGUAUGAGGCGCAAAAUAGCUGGAAAGACACGUGAUGAGAUUAAGAACAUGUCCAAGGAUGAGAUCUCGAAGGACCCAGUUGCCAUGUGUGAUUUUGAGGAAGCCUUGGUGAAGGUCCAAAGAAGUGUUUCCGCAGCUGAUAUUGAAAAGCAUGAGAAAUGGUUUGCAGAAUUUGGAUCGGCAUAGAGUAAAUAUGACCAGGAGGAAAAUAAUGACUUCGUUUUCUGACUUUGAGUUUGCUGAAUGCUGAGUGUCUCUGUGUGUAUGUGUGUCUACUAAUUAUUCUUUGGUAUUUUCUCUGUUUUCUGGCGGAUUCAGAGUAAAUUUGUGUCUUGGGAAGUGUUGGAAAGUUGUCAUAUUGUUGUGCUGUAUUGUAUGUGUAGCCAUUCAUGUAAUGUAAUUCAAAUACUGCUUGCAAAACUGUAUUUCGUUCCAAAUGAAAAUUUCUUUGAAGCAAUGAAUCUGCUGGAAAUUUUCAGA